CCUCCCGCCCUCGCUCCGCGCUCGCUCCUUCCCCCUCGCCCGCUCCGGCUUCCCGCGGCGCCCGGCCUCCCCUCCGCCGCCCGGUGCGCGGCUCUCCCGGGCGCGGCUCCGCGGUUCAUGGUGACGAGGCGGCGGCCGCUCGAGCCCAGCGGCGGCAGCGGGAACUGGGGCGCGGGCGCGGACCGCCUCUCCCCAAGCGCGGGGCCGGGCGGCGGGCGCGCCCAGGCGGCGGCGGCGGCGAGCGCCCCCCCGGCCCGCGGCCCCGCGCGCCCACCGCGCCGCACCCCCGCGCGCCCGGCAGGCGGGGGGCCGGGCCGGUGGGCGGCCGCCACGCCGCGCACCCAUGGACGGCCCGGCCAUCAUCACCCAGGUGACCAACCCCAAGGAGGACGAGGGCCGGGCGCGGGGCGCCAGCGAGAAAGCUUCCCAUUGCAACGUCAGCUUGAAGAAGCAGAGGCACCGCAGCGUCCUCAGCUCCUUCUUCUGCUGCUUCCGGGACUACAAUGUGGAGGCCCCGCCCGCCAGCAGCCCCGGUGUGCUGCCCCCGCUGGUGGAGGAGAACGGCGGGCCGCCCAAGGGUGACCAGAGGCAGGUCAUUCCCAUACCAAGUCCACCAGCUAAAUACCUCCUGCCCGAGGUGACGGUGCUCGACUAUGGAAAGAAAUGUGUGGUCAUUGAUUUAGAUGAGACGUUGGUGCACAGUUCAUUCAAGCCUAUUAGUAACGCUGAUUUUAUUGUUCCGGUUGAAAUCGAUGGAACGAUACAUCAGGUGUACGUGCUGAAGCGGCCGCACGUGGACGAGUUCCUCCAGAGGAUGGGCCAGCUCUUUGAGUGCGUUCUCUUCACUGCCAGCCUGGCCAAGUAUGCAGACCCCGUGGCUGACCUGCUGGACCGCUGGGGUGUGUUCCGGGCCCGGCUCUUCAGGGAAUCCUGUGUUUUCCAUCGAGGGAACUACGUGAAAGACCUGAGUCGCCUGGGACGGGAGCUGAGCAAAGUGAUCAUCGUGGACAAUUCCCCGGCCUCGUACAUCUUCCACCCUGAGAACGCAGUGCCUGUGCAGUCCUGGUUCGAUGACAUGACGGACACGGAGCUGCUGGACCUCAUCCCGUUCUUCGAGGGCCUGAGCCGCGAGGACGACGUGUACAGCAUGCUGCACAGGCUCUGCAAUAGGUAGCCCCGGCCGCCGCCCGCCUCCCCUGUGCACUCGGACCCCAGCCCUGGGGACCUGCCCGGCCAUUGCUCCCCGGGAGCCGAAGUGAGGACACGCCGUGCUCCAGGCCACGGGGUGAAUGUGGCCAUACCUACCUGUUUUAUUUUUAAAGAACAGAAACAACUAUUUUAAAAUGAACUCUUUUAACGAAUUUCCUAAAGGG
Messenger RNA from Myotis daubentonii (Daubenton's bat), 1373 nucleotides. RefSeq names its product CTD small phosphatase like (gene CTDSPL). NCBI's taxonomy places the organism in Eukaryota, Metazoa, Chordata, Mammalia, Chiroptera, Vespertilionidae. The record is from RefSeq and is a predicted model, not a curated record. Gene Ontology annotation, molecular function: RNA polymerase II CTD heptapeptide repeat phosphatase activity.